Molecule: messenger RNA, 1002 nt
Organism: Indicator indicator
Lineage: Eukaryota; Metazoa; Chordata; Aves; Piciformes; Indicatoridae
Gene: C2H6orf163
Product: chromosome 2 C6orf163 homolog
Exons: 5
Coding region: 1-1002 (333 amino acids)
Source: RefSeq, a predicted model, not a curated record
AUGAUUAGGAGUCCUGAUCUGGACUCCUUUGUUUGUUGUGCUGUAUGUUCAAAAAUAAUACCACCACCACCUUCCAAGGCUACUUUUGAUCGGAUUCGGGAGUAUAAGCCUUUCAGAACGCGCUAUUACACUCACCGUGAUAUACUGGAGAUUGGAGCAGACAUUCAACAAAAACAAAAGGAAAAGGAGGCAGCAGACGUGCAAGAAUCCAUUGAAAAAGUGAAAGCUGAACUUUGGUCUCAGGCUGAAAUUCACAAGGAAGAUGCAGUGGAUAAAGCUCUCAAAGAGGCAGCAGCUAACCACAGUGCUUUUGUACAAGACCUUAAGCAAACCCUUGCAAAGGAAUCAAAGGAGGAAGUGAGGAAGGCAAAGGCAGAGAUGCAGCAGUACAUGGAAGAUGUGUGGAAAAGAGAGGUUGAAGCUGCAGGACAGCGCAUGGCUCACAAACUUCAGUGUGCCCUCAUGGAGUGUGCCCAGGAGUAUCAGCAAGCCAUGGCUGAAGCCAGGAAGCAGGAGAGGGAGGCAGUCCUGGAGGAAGUAGCUGGGGAGCACAGAAAGCACUUAGAGCAACUUAAAGAAGAAACUAUGUUAGCUAAGAGACUAUAUGAUAAGAGUAUAGAGGAAUUAAAUGAAGAAAAACGUCAUGAGAUAGAACUUGCCCUGAGUAUUUCACAAACAGAGAGCCAGACUGAGACUGAAGAAAAGCUCAGAGAAGCAGAGACCCUACAUCUUGAUGAGAUGGGGAAAAUGAUGGCUACACUGAAAGCAGCAGAAGAACAGGUAGAGAUUCUCACUCAAAAACUGGAAAAGAUGACAAAUUGGAAGGACACCCUGGAAACUGAAAUAGAAGCUACAAGACAAUCUUUUCAAAGAUACAUUGAUGCCACAUUUCCUAAUCUGUCCCCUGGACAAGCAGAUUUUAUUCUGCCAUUCAGAAAAGCAUUUCAACAGAAAAACACUCCAGAAGAAGCAGAGGACAGUGAGGACAGCAGAGGAAUGUAA